AGUACUAUCGGGGAGCCGCAGUACCACACGCUCUAUGAGACCUUUGCUCUGGCCAGUGAGAUAUACGAUAAAGGUUUUCACUACCAUACUGCCGUGGCAGCCAUGUGGGGCGACCUGGCUGUCGUCCUCUCUGAAUCCAAGGUCCUUCCAUUUUCUCUGGUCAAAUACUCAAACUUCAUCAGUAAGGCUCAGGAUGACAUUAUUGAGCGCUUUGGACCACUUAUUAAUUCACAGAAUAUUUCACUAGAACACUUUACUAAUGCUGGAAAGGCGAUAAAUGAGAGUGUUACCAACUUCAAUAAAGCACUGGAAUAUUUGGACCUGAAAAGCGCCCUGGCUCUCCGCCGUGUUAAUGACCAGCUCAUGAUGUUUGAACGAGCGUUCAUUGACCCUCGAGGAUUACCUGGAAGACCCGAGUUCAAGUAA
This is a messenger RNA of Cherax quadricarinatus, 426 nucleotides long. The record is from RefSeq and is a predicted model, not a curated record. NCBI's taxonomy places the organism in Eukaryota, Metazoa, Arthropoda, Malacostraca, Decapoda, Parastacidae.